Molecule: messenger RNA, 990 nt
Organism: Racocetra persica
Lineage: Eukaryota; Fungi; Glomeromycota; Glomeromycetes; Diversisporales; Gigasporaceae
Source: the annotation of a GenBank genome assembly
CCUGUCAACCAAGACAAACUUGAAGUAUCGAAGAUAUUAUUUGGAACUGCAUCAUUCGGUGGACUUUAUGAUGAAGUUGGAAAAUGCUCACCUUUUGAGGCUGUAUCGAGAGCUCUUGAAUUAGGAAUCAACGCAUUCGAUACAAGUCCUUAUUAUGGAGAUAGCGAAAAAGUUCUUGGCUCAGUUCUCUCAUCGCUCAAUGAUAAAUAUCCACGUUCACACUAUUAUAUUAUUACAAAAGUUGGAAGAUAUGGACCGACUAAAAAAGACUUUGACUACUCUCCAAAGCGUGUUCGUGAAAGUGUUGAAGAAAGUUGUAGACGACUGGGAACUGAUUAUCUUGAUGUCGUGUACACUCAUGAUGUAGAGUUUGUGGAUAUUGAUAACGUCGUUGGUGAUGAUGGGGCUUUGAUGGAAUUGUUCAAGUUAAAGAAAGAAGGAAAAUUUAAAUAUGUUGGGAUUUGUGGAUAUCCAUUGGACGUGCUUCUCAAAAUAGCAGAAAUCCAAUAUGAACAUAAUCAACCACUUGACAUUGUACAGUCCUAUUCUCAUUACUGUCUUCAAAAUACACUUCUCUCAACUUACGUUCCAAAGUUCAAAAAUCUUGGUGUAAAAUAUUUAAUGAACGCUUCUCCUUUAUGCAUGGCCCUAUUGACUGAAACUGCACCACCAGGAUGGCACCCGGCACCCGCCGAAUUAAGAACAGUUACUUCUAAAUGUGUAUCAUACGCAAAAGAGAAUGGACUUAAUAUUCAUAAGUUGGCCGUACAGUUUUCAUUGGAAUGGGAUGGUGCAGAUAGUACCGUUAUUGGACUGUUGAAUAGGAAGCAGGUCGAAGAAGCCGUUUCGUGGUUUAAUGAAGUUUUGGAUAGAAAAAGUGGUGUAAAGAACGUUGAUAAGAUGGAGCUGAUUACCGUUCAGGAGAUUCAGAAAAUGAUGGGAGGUUGGUUAAAUUGGAGUUGGGAAUCUCCAGCAAAUAAAUCAGAUUAA